Messenger RNA from Xiphias gladius (swordfish), 1599 nucleotides. It is a transcript of the gene ctso, whose product is annotated as cathepsin O. NCBI's taxonomy places the organism in Eukaryota, Metazoa, Chordata, Actinopteri, Istiophoriformes, Xiphiidae. The record is from RefSeq and is a predicted model, not a curated record. Gene Ontology annotation, cellular component: lysosome. Gene Ontology annotation, molecular function: cysteine-type endopeptidase activity. The coding region runs from base 265 to 1431 and encodes 388 amino acids. The transcript has 8 exons.
AGCCCGCACUUCCGGUCCGUUUGGCCAAGACCCUCGAGGAUUUCACCGAUUGGUCGCUGUUGUGCGACGGGCUCAUACUCGGCAACUUUACGUUUCUAGUAAAAUGCGACGUUGUGUGUAACAAUUUAACAGUCGCGCCAAACAUCCACGUUUAAAGUCAAUGUGAAACUUUUAGGGGUCUCUUAAAUGCCCUCUUUUGCCGUGAAUAGCGCGCAAUUUUUUUUACUUUCUGUUUUCGAGGAAGCGCCUCUCUGAUCACUGCGCAUGUGCCAAACGUCGUCCCGCACUUUUGUUUGUUUGUUAGUUUGUUUAUGUUUUUUGUUUAGUUUUUUUUCCUCGAACAUCCAAACAUUUUCGAAACCUCCCACAUUUGAAUCUGAAGCCCGCUUCCGACCGGCACUUCGUCGUCGAAUGAGGGGCCGCCCGGUGCUCGCCGCCGCCGUCGCCGCCCUCGGCGCACUCGCCUCGGCCCUGCGUUGCCGGAGCGUCGGCCCGGACGAGGCUCGGAACGAGUUGAGCGGCCCGGCGGCGGCGGGUUUCCACUCGUUCAGGGAGCGGUUUCGGCGCGAGCACGAGGUCAGCAGCGGGGAACUUGAGCGUCGUCAUCUCUAUUUUCAGGAUGCUGCGAAGCGACACGCGCUCCUGAACUCGUUUUCCGCAGCACCAGAGUCGGCCAAGUAUGGCAUCAACCAGUUCUCAGACCUUUCACAGGAGGAAUUCAGAGAUCUCUACCUGCGAGCGAGCAGUGACAGAGCUGCACCCUUCACUGGGCUGAAGACAGAGGGGCUCCCAGCCAAAUUUGACUGGAGGGACAAAGCGGUGGUGGCACCGGUCCAGAACCAACAAGCGUGUGGGAGUUGUUGGGCGUUUAGUGUGGUUGGUGCCAUGCAGUCCGUCCACGCUAUAGGAGGCUCGCGGCUGGAGCAGCUCAGCGUGCAGCAGAUUCUGGACUGCUCCUUUGAAAAUCAAGGCUGCAAUGGGGGCUCCCCGUUCCGGGCUCUGAAUUGGUUAAAACAGACCAGAGUGAAAUUAGUGCCUCAGUCAGAGUAUCCCUACAAGGCCAGGACAGGAAUCUGCCAUUUUUUCUCCCAGUCGCACGAUGGUGUUGCUGUGAAGAACUUUACUGCGCAUGACUUCGGUGGACAAGAAGAAGCAAUGAUGGGUCAGCUGGUGGAGCGUGGCCCUCUGGCUGCUGUCGUGGACGCUGUCAGCUGGCAGGAUUACAUGGGAGGGAUCAUCCAGCACCACUGCUCAAGCCAGUGCUCUAACCAUGCUGUUCUGGUUAUUGGAUACGACACUACUGGGGAUAUUCCAUACUGGAUUGUGCAGAACUCGUGGGGAACCACGUGGGGGAAUGAGGGCUAUGUUUACAUAAAAACUGGCGGCAACAUUUGUGGUAUUGCUGAUUUUGUGGCAGCAGUUUCUCUUUAACAGCAAGGUGUAUAUUUUUGUCUAUAUCAUUGUAUGUUUUUGUGUGAGCAACUUUGUGUGUGCUCACUGCUGCCAAAAUUGAAAUCAGUCGCUUUAAAUCAUGGUUUGUUUUUUUUAGUUUUUUUUUUUUAUUGAAAUGUCACCAUCUUGCAUCACCAAAACAAAAUA